Drosophila subobscura is the source of this 1070-nucleotide messenger RNA. RefSeq lists its product as uncharacterized. The coding region runs from base 62 to 988 and encodes 308 amino acids. Lineage: Eukaryota; Metazoa; Arthropoda; Insecta; Diptera; Drosophilidae. The record is from RefSeq and is a predicted model, not a curated record. The transcript is spliced from 2 exons. Gene Ontology annotation, molecular function: protein binding.
GCUAUAUAAGCUGCGACACGAUGCCCCUAAAGGACAGAGAAGAUACGGAAGGUGACGGGUAAUGAUGUUCAAGCUGAUUUUCUCUUCGGCCGCAGUGCUGCUGUGCGCCAUCCACGCCACAGCGCAGGUUGUGCCAAAUGCAGAGAUCGGUCGGGUUACCAUCCAAGUGCCGUUAAUAUCUAAUGGAAAGCCCGUCAUUCUGGGUAAACUCGAGAGUGUUGAGGUGGCCCGCGUAGAGGAGAUCAAGCAGGGAAAGAUCCAGGUGGUCAAUGAGGUAGUGGUGCCUCCUACCCUUAGCAAAGUUCGGAGUACGAGAUCAAUUGUAGAUCGAUCUUAUACGGGAAUACGAAACGAAAGAAUACCGAACCCUGGAAUUCCUAAUAAAGGAAUACCUAAUCCUGGCAUUCCAAAUUAUGGAAUUCCGAAUCCUGGCAUUCCCAAUGAUGGAAUACCAAACGCAGGCAUUCCUAAUCAAGGAAUACCUAAUCCUGGCAUUCCCAAUGAAGGAAUACCGAAUCGUGGCAUUCCUAAUGAUGGAAUUCUGAAUCCUGGCAUUCCUAAUGAAGGAAUACCGAACCUUGGCAUACCCAACCAUGGCAUAUUGAUUCCCGAUUCCUCUGUGAUCCAACCGGUGGCUAUAAUGCCAACCCACCGCACCACCACCAGCCCAACCACGACGACAGUAAUGGCAAAGCGUGUGCCGUCCAAGAAUUGCCAUCACCUUCUGAUGUUUGGGAUGUCCACCGUCUCACCCUUGAAAAUGGUUGCCACUCCGCCGGCAGAGAACUGCGACGAGCUCUGCACCAAGCACGAAUACACGCCCAUCUGCGCCCACAACGGAGAAUGUGUCCACGAGUUUGCCAAUCAGUGUGUAAUGGACACGUUCAAUUGCAAGCAUCGGGAUCAGUCCUUCCGCGCCGUUAGUGAAGAUGUUUGCAGGUUGGAACUGUGUGCCAGACGAUGCAAGGAGGAGGACUUAGCUCUGUAAAGAAAGCUCUUACUUAUUUUAUACACCUUAAAUUCAUACUUUUAUCCGUAAAACAUAAAAUACAAAAAUUGUAAAAUUUAAA